AUGGCAACAGUCUUACGGCCCAGCCUACGAGCAGGUCGGCGCGUACUUCAAACCCCUUCCAAACAACAACAACAAGCCCGCAAUGCAGCAAACGCCAGUGCUCAAAAACGGCAAGGAGACAUAUCCGAUGCCUUCGCGUCACUCUCGGGGAUACAGUUCACAGAGCUUGAUCCACGCUUUGCAGAUCUCAAAGCACAACUCAUAGCCGGUAAAGAAGAUGCACUCUACGAUUCCUGGAAUCGGCUGCUCGCUUCACUGCGCGAAGAGAUCCCGCUGAUCGCUCAAAGGGGGCCCGAUAUCGUGCCUCAGAUCGACUUUAAGGACAUCGACAAUGCCGGCGAGGAGUUCAAGGCGGAACACAGAAAGCGGGGUGUAGCUGUCAUCAGAAACGUGGUCCCGGAGCAAGAGGCGCUGAACAUGAAGACAGAGCUCAGAGCGUACCUGGAGGCAAAUCCACACACCAAAGCAUUCCCAGCCGAUAACCCACAGGUAUAUGAACUGUACUGGUCGCCGUCACAAAUCAACGCUCGGUCGCACCCAAAUUUGAUCAAAGCACAGCGCUUUCUGAUGGAGUUCUGGCAUUCGAAAGACCCAAGUGCCCUCAUCUCCUCGAGUCACCCUAUGAUCUAUGCCGACAGACUGAGAAUGCGCAUGCCCGGCGAUGCCCAGUUUGCAUUGGGGCCGCACGUGGACGGUGGAUCAUGCGAAAGGUGGGAGCCCGAUGGUUAUGGGAAAGGUAAGGUCUACGAAUCAAUCUGCAACGGCCAGUGGGAGUCUUACGACCCCUGGGAAUCAAGCUGUCGCCUGCCUGUAGUCAGCGACUUGUACAAUGGCGUGGGCGCCUGCAGUAUGUUCCGAAUGUUCCAAGGCUGGCUAUCUCUGAGCAACACUGGUCCAUUCGAAGGCACCUUACUUGUUAACCCAUUGCUGAGCCGCGCGACUGCGUACUUUCUCUUACGACCAUUCUUCUCGCCGAAGCAGCCAGCGCAAGACCCUACGGCAGAGACGUAUGAAGAAGCCUUCCUCGCGCCACAGAACUGGGAAAUCCAACGUUCCCCAGAUGCGUGGCUACAGGGCGCGACUCCAGGUCAUGGACAGGAACUUCGUCCUCAGCUUCAUCCACAUUUAAACCUUCCCAGCUCAAUGGUUCACGUGCCGAGAGUCAACCCUGGCGACUACGUCAGCUGGCAUUGCGACACAAUCCACGCUGUUGACUCCGUGCACGCUGGCAAGGGCGAUUCCAGCGUCAUGUAUAUUCCAGCCUGCCCGUUGACAGUAUCCAACGCUGAGUUUGUGGCUCGCCAGCGUCAGGCUUUUCUGGAAGGCACACCCAGUCCAGACUUCGGAGGCGGCAAGGGUGAGUCGGAACAUCUGGGCCGUCCUGGUGUGCAGGACGUCGAGAAGGUGAAUCCAGUUGAAGGAAUGAGAGCCUUCGGUUUGAAGGAAUGGGACAAUUCCGAGCCAGAUUUGACUGAGGGUCAGAAGAAGGUCAUGGACAGGGCCAACAAGGUGCUUGGAUUCUACGCAUGA
Fulvia fulva is the source of this 1530-nucleotide messenger RNA. RefSeq lists its product as uncharacterized. The transcript has a single exon. The coding region runs from base 1 to 1530 and encodes 509 amino acids. Lineage: Eukaryota; Fungi; Ascomycota; Dothideomycetes; Mycosphaerellales; Mycosphaerellaceae. The record is from RefSeq and is a predicted model, not a curated record.